This is a messenger RNA of Cinara cedri, 7716 nucleotides long. The record is from the annotation of a GenBank genome assembly. NCBI's taxonomy places the organism in Eukaryota, Metazoa, Arthropoda, Insecta, Hemiptera, Aphididae.
AUGAGUUCUUUAGUUAAACUCGCUAACUUUUCUAAAAAAAUUGUUCGACCACUCCAAUUAGCUCAACGUUAUAUAUCUACAUCAAACAAAAAUCAAGAAGUGUGUGUUACUAAUGCUGAAAUAACUGAACAAGAACCAGUAAUAAUUUAGAAAUUUAAAAUUUAUAUCUAUCUUUAUUAAUAAUAUAAUUAAUGCAAAAUAAUUAUUUGCAUUACUAUUAUUUUCUUUAAGUAAAUUGUUUAUUAAAUAUAACUAGGUAUCAGGUAUUACUUUAUAUAUUAGAUAGGUUUAGUUUAGAAUUUAGUUGUUUGUUAUUUUGAAAUAGUUUUAUUAUAUUUUGAAGAGGUAUUUUUACUGCAUUAAAUUUAAAAUAAAAAACAUAAUUGGUUAAAAUAAUUGAAAUACACAUAAAGAAAAACAUUGUUAGUUUUAUUAAUGCAGUAAGAUAUUGAAGCAGAAUUUAAAACAUUUAUAAUUUUGUUAAUACAUUCAAAAUAAAUUAUGAUUUCCUGCAAAAUAAUACAAAUAAAUACCUACCUAUGAAUAAAAUUACAAACAUAAAAAAUGCAUAUCUAAAUUAUUAGAAUAAAAAAAAAAAUUAUUUGUUAUUUGUUUAACUUAAAUUAAUUUAAUGUUUUAAAAUAUCUACAAUACAUUUUUUAAUUGUUUAAAGCCCGGUUCACACGAUCAAAUAUUUGGUGAAUGACAAACUUUGAAAAUUGGUUCGGACAAUCAAAUUAUCCAUAACUAAAACUUUGUAGUGAUUGGUCAAAUAUAAUUCGCGUAAAUUUAAAUUUUACAAUUAUCAUAAGUAGUAGAUUAGUAUGUACUAAUUACGAUGUAGAUAAAAUUUCAUCAACAUCAUGGUACUAAUUUAUUAGUAUAUUCUUGCUCUAUGGUAUGUUUAGAUAUAAUAUACAAUAUACAAUGUGUCUCACUAUGUCCAAUCAAUUUUUCUCGCGCAGUUAAUAUUCAAUUUUUUUUUUUCUUAAAUCAGUUUGUCUUGAAGGGAAACAUCGAUUUGGAGAAAAAUUAAAUUUUUAUUCUCGUCCCCUAAAGACAAAAAAAAAAAAAAUUUAUUUAUUCACUUUAGAACAUUUUCAAACUAGCCAUUUUGUAUAAAUAUUAUUCUAAACAUUUUAAUAUAUCACACAUUCAUAUCUGAUGAAUAAUUUCUUAGUUUUAGCCGUUUUAAUUAAGCGUAAAAACAAUUAAUAUCAAUAAGAAAUUAUAUUCGGUACAGUGUAAGUCUCUUUACCUUCUAUUAAAUGUUAAUGAUUUUCACGCCUAUUUUCUAAAAAUUAAAAUAGCUAUCAUUAAAAAACUAUUAAUUAAAUAUGUAUGUAUGGUACAUCAAUUUUUUUUAAAUAAUAUUUUUUACAAAAUGACUUUUUUGAAAAUUUUCUUAAGUGAAUAAAUAAAAAGUAAUUUUUUUUUUAAGUUUAGGGGAUGAAAAUAAAAAUUUAAUUCUUCUCCAAAUCGAUGUCCUCAAAGACAAACCGAUUGAAAAACAAUUUAAUAUUAACAGCGCUAAUAUGAGACGUUGGGAUAUAUUGUAUAUACAUAUUGUAGUUUCAUACAUAUCUACAUCAGAGCUACAAUGAGUUACAACUGUGAAAAAUUAAUAAAACAAUAUAAAUAAUGGAAACUAAGGAAAUUGUUCUAAAAAAUAUUUAAAGAAUCUAUUAAAGAGAUAUCUAUCUCUAGAGAGAUCUAUUGAAUUUACUAUAAUGUGUGUGUAUUACAAUUAAAGACAUUUCCUUGUAAUUUUAAAUAUGUGUUCAUUGUACACUUUAUAUAAUAUAAUAUAAUAAUUUAUUCUCCCAAGAAUGCAUAAAUGUAAAUAGUUCAUGACCACCAGUUUUUAGUGGUACCUACUCUGAUCUGCUCAUUGUUCAGUCUAGCAAUAAUACUUACUGUUAUUUUCUUCAUCGAAGAGAAUAACAGUAAUGGAAAACUUAUUUUAUUUUAUCUAUAAUAUUCUAGAGCCGUAUAUGUAAUAAAUAAUAAUUAAAAUUGAAUUACAAAUGAUAAUGCCUUUGUAUAUAAUAUGUACUUUAAUUAUAUUUCAGAAACAUGAUAUACAGAGAUAACAAUUUAGAUUGAUAUCUAGUAAUCCAAUAUUUGAUAAAACUGUCAAAUAUUUUAAAAAUGUUUCUAAAAUAUUUGAUUGUAUGAGCCUGAGCUAAAUUUAGGAUUUUUUUUACGUUUUUAAAAAAUAAAUUUUAUAUGUACAAAAUAAUGAUAUCUUUAGCAAGGUUAUAAAACAUUUGAUUAAGUGUGGUUGGAUAAAGUGGAGAGAAGCCUUAGGUAUUUGAUAUAACAAGAGAAUUACAAUAAGGUUCAGAGGUAAAUUAUACAAAACUAAUGUACAGUUAGGUGUGUUAGGUAGAUAGAAAAUAAAACAAAGAAUGAGUGUAGCAGUGAUGAAAAUGCUUAUAUGGAAGAGUGAAGUGACAAGUGAAAAUAGUAGAAGUCUUUGAUUUGGCAUAACUUUGAUAGUAGACAAAAUGAGAGAAAAUAGACCGAAAUAGUUUGAACAUGUGAUGAGGAGAAAGUAAUCAAAAGCAGUAAAUAUGAUAAUGAAAAUAAACAUAAACAGAAAUAGAGGAAGAGUAGACCAAAAAGAGUUGGUUAGAUUUGAUAUGAGGAUAAUGGGUGUAUGUAACAACAAUGUAGGAGUGCAAAAUUUAAAAUCUAGGUAGUUGACCUCAAAUAAUUGGGAUGAAGACAAAAUAGCAAAAGAAGUUCAAUAAUAUACUAUUAUCUAACAGAUUCAGUUUUUUUAUUUUAUCCAAUUGUUUUAUUAAAUAAUACAAAUAAGUUAAUAUUUACCUUACAUAUUGUAAGGUAUAUAUUAUAUAUUAUACAUAUAUUUACCUUAUAUAUUAUAAUAUAAUUUUAAGAAAAUUAAAUAUUUAAUUUAUAAUUACAGAAUUCAAUAAAAAUUUCUAAUUAUGAAUUUAAUUUCUGUUUAGCCAAAACGCAACUGGCAGUCAUAUGGUUUUGAUAAAGAUGAUGAGACGGAGGACUUAAAUGCUAUGCAUUCUACAGGAUUCUUUUCAAUUACUUUGUGUAUAGUAGGUGGUAUAUUUAUGUUCGCAUAUAUGCCGGACUAUAAUUAUAAAAACUGGGCAGAAAGAGAAGCUUUUCUUGAAUUAAGAAGAAGGGAAGAUCUAGGUUUACCACUUAUUGAUCCUAAUUACAUAGAUCCUAGUUUAAUAAAGCUACCUAGCGAAGAAGAGUUGGGUGAUACUGAAAUAGUAAUUUAACAUUUGUUCAGUUGGUAAAAAAUAUACCUAUUGUCAUGUUUAGUGAAUAGAAUAAGAUAAUUUGAAAUUAAAAGAUACCAAAAAUUUCCUUGUAUUAUAAUUGUUUUUAUUUUCCAAAUCAAUAGACAACUUGUUUUAUAUUUCUUUGAAAUAAUACUUUUGUUUAUAUUUUAUCAUAUUAUGAUACAUUUCUGUUAUACUUAAUUUUAUUGUUUUAAUAUAACUAUUACAUUAAAUCCAUUUUUACUUAGUACCUAUAUACUACACAUUAAAAUAAUGUUUCUGUUUAAUAAAUUAUAAAAUGAAAAUCUAAAGCACAUUGUCAAAUCAAAUUAAUUACAGUUAAUAAACUAUAGGUAAGUAGUUGAAAUUAUAACUAAAUAAUAUAAAUAGUAUGAUUAAUACCUUUUAUGGAAUCAUCACACAUGUAUGAUGUAUCUCAUAUUAUUUUGAUCUAUUUUAUUUCUAUAUUUAUUAUAACUAGGGACUGGAUUUAUAUUAUCUUAUAAUCCACAAAAAGACACUUUAAAACAUCAAAAAAAUCUCUGAAAAAAGCAUUAAAAAACAUUUAAAAAAACAAAAAUGAUAAAAGUCUAAAAGUCUCCCCCAAUAAUAUCUCUAACAUAUUAAAUUAAAUUUCCUAACACUGCAAAAUAAUUUAUUUAAAUAUAAUCUUCAGAAUUAUAAAAAAAAAAAUACUUUUUAUUAAUCAUUUAUGUGGUUAGAAAAUUGUUUUUUAUAAAUUAAAUCUGUUAGUAGGGGUACUAUUAAACCUCUAUUUUUUUUUUUUUGCGUUUCUAUACAUAUUUUUAAGUGAUUUUUAUCAAGGCUCUUUUUGGCUGUUUCAAUUGUUUUUCAGUGGAUUUUGAGAACAUAUAAGUGCGGUCUCUAAUUAUAACAUUCUGUAUUAAAUAUAAUAACAUUUAAAACUCGAAUAUUAUAACAGUUUUAUCAGCGAACUGAUUAAUAAAACUACAGGUAAAAUCAGGAGAGUAGCAAGAGUUCUAUGAAGGCACAGGGUCAGAAAAAUUAUCAUGAUCCCUACCACGGGGUUGCACAUUGCUAUCCCUUCCAUAUAAAAUUAUGAUUCGGUUAUUGUAGCUAUAACAGAAAAAUUCCGCCCCAUAUGCAUACGUCCAACAAUAUUGCAACAACCUAUAACAACAAUACGGAACAUUCAAAUUUAAAUUUUAUGAAAAUUUAGUUUAUUUUUUAUAUUAAUAUGAGAAGGAGGCAAUUUUCUAAAAAUUGUAAUGCUGAAACCAAAAAAGAAAAUAUAAUCAAAAAAAAGGUUUCAAAGUUAACGUUAAAUUAGAUGUUAUUUAACCUUAUUCAUAGUACACACUAAGUACAAGCAUUUUUUUUCUUUAAGAUGAAAUGUACAAUUACAUUUAUUUUAAUUUUUACUAUACUACAUUCAUUAUGUUAUAAUAUAUUAUAUUUAUGCCUAUUGUUAUAUUUUCAAACAAAUUAAGAUGUAUUCUGACAAUGAUGAAGUAUAAGUUAGUGUGGUUAACAACUUCUUCAAAUAAAAUAAUUAUUAAUGAGAACAAAAUUUUCUGAUUUUAUUUCACUAUUUUAAUUUCUGGUACCUACAGUUUUGAAUAAAAAAAAAAUUAAUGCGUCAAUACAAUAGUUUUAUAGAUAUUUUUUUUAAUUAUAUACCUACUAGUUAUAUUUUCUAAUUUAUUAAUCCAUACUUUAUUUUAUAAUACCAUGCAUACAUUAAUAAAAUAGUUCAUUUUAUCCUGGUCUAGAUAAAUUAUUUUAGAUAUUAAUAAAUACAUAUUCAACUAAUUAUUAGGUAUAUCAUAUUUUACUACAUACCAAAAAAAAUAGACUGCUACUAUUAUUUUUAAGAAAAGAUUUUUUAAAGUUUUGUUUCAUUUAAUUUGAACAAGUAUGUACAAUACCUAUAUAUAAUUGCAAUAUGUUGUACUAUAUUUUCUAAUGAACCUAUAUAUAAUGAAUAUUUGUAAUAAAUAUUAUAACUCAUUAUUACUUAACCUUAAUAAAAAUACUGCAUCAGACUACUAAAAUAAUAUAUUCAAUAUUAUGAUUUAUGAAAGGUUGACAAUAAUUAUUAACUAUAAUAAUGACUCAUAUUUUAUUUGAAUAUGUCAUAUAUUAAUAUUAAUUGUAUAACUGUUAUUAUAUCAUAAAACAUGAUAUAAUAUUAAUGAUAUCAUAUCGAACAACUUAAAGUUUGCAAAUUUAGAAGCAUUCAGUGUUGCCAGGUUAAAUAGACUAAAUGUUCGGAUAAAUAUCGUAGAAUGUUCGUAUUGGUUCGUACUGUAGACAAUUUUUGAUCGCAUUGCUCAAAGUCAAAACAUAACUCCAAAAAUAUUAUUUUUUAUAUCAACAACAUUUCGUUUUAAAUAUCUUAUGUACUAAUCCAAAAAUUUUUUAACAAACUUGAUAUACAUACAUAGACCUAUAAUAGUAUAAACAUAUUAUCAGGUCUAUGAUAUGUAUAGUCAUAAAUAAUAAAACAAAUGAAUUGACCUUUUAUAACAAUAAAUUGUAUGCAAGUGAUGUACGUGAAGUGGAAAUAAACUGAGGCAAUGUAUUAGUUGUUCUCGUGAUAUAUAAAUAUAGUGAUAAAUUACUUCAGUUUAUUGCUCUUCUGGGGACCUCGAGAAAACGGUUUUGGCCUACUCAUAUCUUUAUUAUAUCCAUAUAUUUAUACCCUGUCGAACUUAAAAGCAUACCCCAUAGAUAAAGGAAAGAUAGAUAAUCGACUUGAAAUAAAUUUUGGUCUCCUUAUGUAACUCCCUUUGAUGACAAUUGUUUGUUACUACGUUGACUAAUUGAUUCUAUAACCGUCUCUUGUUUUUAUAGUCUGGUCUGUAAGUGAUAAAUUGUCAAACUGAUAAAGGUUUUUAAAAUUUAAAUAUCACCAUUAUUAUGGCAGAUUAGCUACUUCAGAUAUCGAAAAAGCUGAACUUUUUAAGGAUCAUCUUGUUAAUACAUUUCAACCACACGCUGAUAUUAUAGACGAUGAAAACAUGAAUCUAGUCGAAACGUUCUUAAAUACCCCCUCACAAUGUCUCUCCCUGUCAAGUAAUUUACACCCAAUGAUGUUAAAUAUGCUAUACAAAAAUACUCACCAAAAAAAUCACCAGGCUAUGAUUGCAUUACUGCAGAUGUAGCCAGAUCCCUUCCACCUAGAACCAUCGUUUACAUCAUUCAUAUAUUUAAUGCUUCACUUAGACUUUCUUAUUUUCCCCUACUGUGGAAAUUCGCAUCUAUAAUCUUAUUUCCAAAACCAAAAAAACCACUAGACAUACCAUCAUCACACUAUCCAAUCAGCCUUCUCUCUUUCUUCGCCAAAAUAUUUGAACAGUCAAUUCUGAAACGAAUUCUCCCGAUAAUUACUGAAAAAAAUAUUCUUCCAAAUUCCCAAUUUGGGUUUCGCGCUUCUCACUCGACUAUUCAUCAAGCACACAGAGGUGUUGAUUCCAUUUCGUAUUCCCUGGAAAAAAAACUGUAUUGUAAUUGCGUUUUUCUAGACAUCUCACAAGCCUUUGACCGCGUAUGGCACGAUGGGCUUCUGUAUAAACUUAAGAAAUUCCUUCCUCCCACCUACUACUUACUCAUCAAAUCCUAUUUAACUGAUCGUCAUUUUCAAAUACGCUACGGUUUUCUUCUAUCUGACGUAGCAGCUUUAAGUGCUGGUGUUCCCCAAGGGGGCAUUAUGUUUUACAUUCUGUACAAUAUUUUCGCUUCUGACCAACCUACUACCCCCAACACAUCAGUAGCAGACUACCCUGACGACAAAGCAUUAAUAUAUAUUGACAAUGACCCACUCAUAGCGUCAAAUAAUCUCCAAACUCAUCUUAACAUCAUGGAAAAAUGGUUUACCAACUGGCGAUUCAAAGCAAAUCUGUCCAUACGACCUUUACCUUCCAACAUGCUCCUUGUCCUAGAGUUCUUCUUUACGGUAUUCCUAUCCCCUUCUCUCUAAAAAUCAAAUAUCUCGGGAUCACUCUCGACCAAAGACUAACCUGGGCUCAUCACAUUAGAAUCAAAAGAUUAGCACUGAAUCAUCGUCUCCGUAUCUUAAAACUAAUCAAGCAAUAAUAACUCCACCUCCAUUGAAACCAAACUCCUGAUCUAUAAAACACUUCUCAAACCCAUAUGGACAUACGGACUCCAACUUUGGGGCAACGCUAAAAAGACUAACAUACUAAAAAUACAAACAUUCCAAAACAUCGCUCUCCGGAAAAUAUUGAACGCCUCACCUUACGUGUCUAAUCACUCCCUUCAUACUGACACCAAACUCAAAACAAUUAACGACGAAGCAAAAGCUUUUUAUAAAAGAUUCUAUUCCAAACUUAACAACCACCCUAACGAACUUAUAAAAAACUUGGUUACUCCCACCAUACCUGAAAAUCCCCCGAGACGCCUGAAGCAUAAGUGGUGUCGUGAUCUUUUAAGAUAA